Spodoptera frugiperda (fall armyworm) is the source of this 7363-nucleotide messenger RNA. It is a transcript of the gene Pld, whose product is annotated as phospholipase D1. The transcript has 20 exons. The record is from RefSeq and is a predicted model, not a curated record. Gene Ontology annotation, molecular function: phosphatidylinositol binding; D-type glycerophospholipase activity. Lineage: Eukaryota; Metazoa; Arthropoda; Insecta; Lepidoptera; Noctuidae. Gene Ontology annotation, biological process: phosphatidic acid biosynthetic process; cell motility; intracellular signal transduction. Bases 162 to 4001 code for a protein of 1279 amino acids.
CUUCUAAAGGCCUUGCUCGCUCAACCGUGAACGACGAUUCACUGUCGUCGGCACAACUUUUGCCAUGAAAACAGUGAAUUUUUAUAAUGCAACCUCUUUUCGCAACCGUCAAAACAGUACUAUUAUAAGCGUGAUAUUUUAUUAUCUUAUCGGCGUAGAUUAUGUACACAAGUGUUGGUUUUGUACCGUGUAAUGGACAACACAUUAGUUACCAGCACUCCAAUGGGUACCGUGUGAUUACUACUGAAUACCGAGAAAAUAAUAUAACCAACAAACGUAUGGAACGUAAGGAUUUAACAUUGAGUUCCCAUAACUUAAUCAUACGAGAUGAACAGCUUUACGGGUAUACGAGCUACACGAACUACGGGAUGGAUACUCCUACUCCUGCUCCGUCGGCCUCAGGCGACUGCCUGGCCGGGUUCACAUUUCCCACCAUGGAUUCCCUGAGUCCUGUACUGGACUCGGACUUCGAUGAGAGCCUGGCUGUGCCCGAGUCACUGUCCAUCAUAGACGGUGACAAAGUCGAUAAUAAGGAGGAAAACGGUGUUAUUGCACCAAGACAAACGACAGUGCCAUUUAAAAAUAUCCACAAUGCGCCGGUAAAAUUCAACUCAGUGCGGAGGCAAGUGUUCAUUCCGGGCGUUGAAAUAAAGGUCAGAUUCGUAGAGAACGAAAGAAGCGUCACAACACACUUGCUGAAUCCUAAUUUGUACACAAUCUACCUCCAACAUGGUGAAUUCAACUGGACGAUCAAGAAGCGAUACAAACACAUCCUAUACCUUCACCAGCAGCUCACACUAUACAGAACCUCAUUGGACAUUCCCUUCCCCACGAAAACCCAUAAAACUAGAAGAGCCAGCUUCAAGAAUACUGUUGAUACAGAAGAAAAGGCGGAAAGGGUGGCCAUGCAAGCUGUGCCUAGAAGUAAUUCAAGGAGGGCUGUGAGGCCUAGGAAGAGGAAGGGGGCGUUGCCUAGGUUCCCAAAGAAACCCGAAGUAAUGGUGACUUACGAGGGCAUCCAACUAAGAAUGAAGCAGCUUGAGGAGUAUCUAUACAACCUCCUAAACAUCUCAAUAUACAGGAACCACCAUGAAACGGUGAAAUUUCUAGAAGUAUCAAAUCUAUCGUUUAUAUCCGACUUGGGCGGUAAAGGCAAGGAGGGCAUGAUAUUGAAACGCACCGGCUCCACGCAGCCUGGCCAGGCCGGGUGUAACUGCUUCGGUCUCCUCGGAAACAUGGUUUGUGUGAGGUGCAACUACUUCUGUACUGGUCUGCUGUGUGCCAAAUGGCAGGAACGAUGGUUCUUCGUGAAAGAUACGUUCUUCGGGUACAUUCGACCAAGGGAUGGCGUCGUCAAAGCCGUUAUGCUGUUUGAUCAAAUGUUUGAAGUAUCAAGCGGAAUGUACUCAACGGGAAUGAACCAUGGUCUUCAGAUCCUCAACCAGAGUCGACAGAUGGUGAUCAAAUGCUGGACGAAGCGAAAGAGUAAAGAAUGGAUGCAGCACCUCAAAGCUGUUGCUAAUCAGACUGCCCGAGACUUCACAUACCCAAACCUGCACCACUCCUUCGCUCCGCCUCGAGCGGCGACCCCCGUGGGUACACUAGUCGACGGCUCUGCAUACCUCUCCGCUGUAGCUGACGCCAUGGAACUGGCCAAGGAGGAGAUCUUCAUAGCAGACUGGUGGCUCAGUCCGGAGAUAUAUCUGAAGAGGCCAGCGCUUAAUGGCAGCUAUUGGAGGCUGGAUACUCUGUUGAAGAGGAAGGCGGCGCAAGGUGUAAAAAUAUUCAUAAUGCUGUACAAAGAAGUGGAGAUGGCGCUCGGUAUCAACAGUUUCUACAGUAAAAGUAAAUUAGCUAGCGAAUAUAUUAAGGUAUUCCGACACCCCGACCAUGCGAAAGCGGGCGUGUUGUUCUGGGCGCAUCACGAGAAGAUCGUGUGUGUCGACCAAACUGUCGCCUUCGUGGGCGGCAUCGAUCUCUGCUACGGAAGAUGGGACGACUAUAAACACAGGUUAACAGACCUGGGCAACGAAGUCCAACCAAAGAGCCUGUUAAGAAUGAAGAAGCAAACAUCGUCGUCUCCCGGCGGUGGGCCGUAUCUACCGUAUGCUAAUGGGCUGGAGGCUGCCCUGGAACUCGCUAAGAGCUCCAAGGAUCUAGUCAUCAGUUUAAACGAUGCGACACUCAAAGAAGAAAACGAACAAACUGAAAAAGAGAACAACAACGAAGUUGAACCAGAAACCAGUCCAAAAGAGAAUUCAGAUAACCUACCAGUCUUAGAACCAGGAGACCAACUUCUCAUAAGGAGUGCCAACCCUCAAAUAGACCCAAGCAAACGAGAGAGCGCACUCGACACUCCAGAAGUACAAAGAAGGAAUGUACUGGACAAAAUAACUGAUAGAGGAAAAAACAUCAUUAGUAUUCUUUACCCUCCAUAUGAAGAGGAAAGAAAUGAGCAGAAAUUCGAUGAUUCGGAAAGAAAGAAAGCUGAAAAAUAUGCGUUAUCUACUGAUCAGAUUCUAUUGACUGAUGCGCUAGGAAUCAAACCUGUUGAGGUGAACAGCAGGCAUGUUAGUCAACCGACUCCUUUGGCACAGGUCGUCGAAGGAAGAGUAAUUACAGAAGAAACGAAAGAAGAAUUAGAACAUAAAGAAGGAAACUCGAAGCUCUGGAUAGGAAAGGAUUAUACUAACUUCAUUGUUAAAGACUUUAAUAAUUUAGAUCUGCCUUUUGUAGACCUGGUGGACCGCAACACGACGCCCCGCAUGCCGUGGCACGACGUGGGCGUGGUGCUGCAGGCCGCCGCGGCCCGCGACGUCGCGCGACACUUCAUACAGCGCUGGAACGCCAUCAAACUCGAGAAGGCUAGACAAAACCCGAACUACCCGUACUUAUUACCGAAGGCUUAUUCCGACAUCAAACCUCUACAAGAUCUGGACAAAGUACUAGAAUGCGAUAUUAACCCUGUCUCCUGUCAGGUACUCCGCAGCCUAUCAAGUUGGUCGGGUGGUUUCUUGGACCCCGACACAGUAGAACAGAGCAUUCACGAAGCGUACGCAGACACUAUCACUCGCGCACAGCACUACGUGUACAUUGAGAACCAGUUCUUCAUCACACAGUCUCGCUCCAGCCAGGCUGUGAGGAAUCAGAUAGGCGAGGCGCUGUACAACCGCAUAAUGCGCGCGUUCCGUGCGAAGGCGACGUUCCGCGUGUUCGUGGUGAUGCCGCUGCUGCCGGGCUUCGAGGGCGAGGUCGGCGCGCCCUCCGGGACCUCGCUGCACGCCGUCACGCACUGGAACUACCAGAGCAUAUGCAGGAGCCGCGAAGCCAUAAUAACUCGUCUAUACGAGUCAGGCGUCCCGGAUCCCUUCGAAUACAUAACGUUCCACGGCCUUCGAACGCACUCAGUAUUGGGCGGAGAGCCGGUCACUGAGCUAGUGUACGUCCACUCCAAGUUACUCAUAGCUGAUGACAAGACCAUCAUUUGUGGCAGCGCCAAUAUUAAUGAUCGGUCUAUGAUUGGCAAGAGGGACUCGGAAAUUGCUGUGCUGUUGCAGGACGAGCAAUUUAUAGACGGUACAAUGAACGGCGAGGCGUACCCGUGCGGUAAAGUAGCGGGAGCGCUGCGCAAGCGACUGUUCAGGGAACAUCUAGGUCUCAUGGGAGAAGACCUGGAAAAACUUGGCAUAUCACUAGACGACCCCUGCAGCCACGAGUUCUAUAGAAACUACUGGAAAGCCAUAUCUACAAGGAAUACUGAUAUGUAUGAAGAGGUAUUCCACUCAAUACCAACAAACUCAGUGCACACCUUCGCUGAACUAAAGAAAUACCAAGAAGAAAACGAAUGCCUUUGGAACAAGGACCCAGCUCUAGCAAACAGAAAAAUAGACCUUAUACAAGGCUAUUUAGUCGAUAUGCCGUUGGAAUUCCUUUGCAACGAAACUCUAACACCUAGGAAUACUUCUAUGGAAGGCAUGUUGCCGACUGCGCUCUGGACUUAAGGCCAUUGAAGAAAAAACUGCCAUAAAUCGUUUAAGAAGAAAACUAAUAAUAAUAAAUGGUAAGCAAAUUCCAUCAUAAAAACUAAUAGGGAUGAUGACGGGGUAUGACAAUUAUAAUUUGGCCCGUCCGUUAGUUAAUGGAAAAAUAUUAGACAUGUUUUUUUAUAUAAGAUAACAAUACUUAGAUAAAACGAAUCAAAGUUUAGUAGUGGAAGCAAAUACAUCAUUUCUACGUAUGAAACGUACCUAGAAGUGACGUCACGCGAUAUUUCAAAUCAAUAUAUCUCCGUAAGUAUUUGAUUCCCUACGAAAAUAAAAAAUACGUGUCUAAUGUUUUAAAUAAUCUACAAGGCGGACAUUAAAAUGGAAAUUAGUCAUCUACCCUAUUCUUUUAGUUUCCAUUAAGGUUUUAAGUGAAAUCGAAGUAAUUUAGUCUCAAGUUAGGUAUAUAAUUGAAUACAGUAUGUCAUUGUAUUGACUAACAAUCAUACACUAUCUAGAAAGUGGGAUAUCAUUUAUUAGUUGUCUAUUUAUCAGUUUCAAACUGAGUUAUAGCUAAGCUUAUAAUUUGUAAAACUCGGGCACAAAUUCGACAUUCAGGCCGCAUUACACUUUUACAAUAUAGUGACAUCUGUUACUUUUGCUAAGAACUACUACACCAAACUGUGUAUAAAAAUAGUAAAAUUCACCAACUGCCUUGAUAAAUUGGCCUGAAUGUUACAGCGAGUAUUCAAAUACGAUUAAAUCAUUUAGGAGUGGAGUUAAUUGAAUUACAAAAUGUUGGUGCGGUUUAUAUAAUUUUAACCUUUUCACCGUUUGUAAGGACUGAACCGGGAAAGGCUCCAGUAUAACUUAAGAUUUAUUAGUCAACGACCUAUUUCCAAUUUAAAAGCUUAUGAUAAUUACAGUGAUUGGACAGAUUGGACUAGUGUUGCCAUAUGCGUAACUAACGCCAUCUACUGAACGCAAAGAUGAAAAGUCAAUCUAUGAAGUGUUGUAAUUGGGAUAAAGUUGACUUCUCAUUUCAUUCAAUUGGAAAUGAGAAAAACAUUAACAUCUGUAUGUGCUUAAUGUAUUUAUCAAAGACAGUUUAAAAGUUUUAAAAAUUGAAAACAGUGGUGAAAAAGUUAAAAUGAUUGAAGAAAAAAUCAAAAGCCCUAAUUUCGGUGUUGCUUUUUAAUUGUUUAUCUAACACUAAGUGUAAAAUGUUAAUAAAUAAUGGAUUGCAUAAUAAAUGGAAUGCUAAGUACGUACCUCAUGAGUUUGAAUGAUAAGCAAUGUUUGUGCAAUUUUAUUUUUCUAGUUAUUUUACGUAAUAAUCUUGUGAAAUGAGUAAUUGUUGAUCUGAAGUAGUUUUCUACAGAGAUUCCGUUUUUUUAAUAUUAUUAUUUAAUUAUUUUUUUAUUGUAAAGUCUGUCCAUAUUGUAGUUUUUGUUGUUACUUGUCUAUAUUACAGCUAAAAUAUGACUUUUUUUUAAUAGGGUUGUAGGAUUUUUAAACUUAGCAAAUUGAUAUUCAGUUAUUAGUUCUCUUGUAAUAUUUUCCUGUAGUUACCACGACACAAAACUUAAUUUAUGAAUAUUUAUUUUGUUACUGUUUUUAUUUAGUUAAUUUUAUUUUUUUAUUUGUGUUUUUAAAUGACAUAUUUAAUUAAUAGCAAUAAUUAAUAAUUUAUUUUUUAAUAAUAGACUCCAUUCGCUACUUUUAAUAGAAAUAGUCAUAAUAUGUUACAAAAUAGUUUCUAAAGGUGCAUUUAUCAUUCCAAGUGUUGCUAUCAAUAAAAACAAAAAUGUAGUAUUGCCAGACAGAGACUAAUUUUAUCUAGUUCUGGACCAAAAUAAUCUACAAUGUACUCAGAAACAUAUUCCUUCCUCUAAAAGUUAAGUUGUUUAAUGUUACUUAAUAGUUUUAAACUUUUUACUUUAAAACUCUCCUGUCCAUUACUUAGUUGUCCACUGCUGGUCAUGUAUGAGAUUAAUAUUAAGCUUAUGAUGCAAAUCGUGGAGUAUAUACAUACUAAUCAUAAAUGGUAAAGUAACAUUUAAGUCUUGUCCUGCCUUCAUCCCGAUCUAUUUUGGGGGUACGUCUUAUUUUUCCGUUCUCUCUAUACAAUUAUUUAUUUAUUUCUGCCUGCGGCUUCGCCCACGUUAAUGUGGAAUAAAAAAAUCCUAAAACCUAUAAGUCCUCCAAACAAUUAUACUUUCACAUCUAUAAUAUUAGUGUGGUUAAUUUAAAUCCAUUGAAAACCAACAGCUGUAUAAUUUGUUUAAGAAGAUUGUUAUUUGUGACAAAAACCCAAUAAUAGGAUUUCACGAUAAUGCACCAUCUUUUAACAAACUCCUUUCUCCAUAUAAUUCUUUUCACAAUCUAUCUACUUGUUUAGUCAUACUCUGCCCUAUUUAGUGUUACUUUUAAAAAAACUAAUUCCUCCAUUUAUUCACUACUCCGUGGUAUCAUUAAACUUUAAUGAUCAUGAUUACCCUAUAUAUUCCAUCCUAGCCUAUGCAGUAUUAUAAAAUAUAUUACAUAGGAAAUCUUAUCAAUAUCUGGGCACUUACUCUUGAAACCAAUCUCAAUGUUAAUGCGUUUUCAAUUCUCCUUGGGUGAAGCGAGAGGGAGUGCCACACUCUUACUGACUAAAAACCACGCCGUUCCUACUCCUGUUCAUAGCUGCAAUAGGCGCUUCUGUUGCAACUCCAGAGAACCAAUGUUGGUCGAUCCGAAUUGGAUUCAAGAGUAAGCCACUUGAACUCUCAUUCCUGAGUUAAACUUAUCAUUCCAAUAAAACCACCGUCUUAAUUUGCAAAAGCCUUUUCCUAUCAAAAUUUCGUUUUUCUUUUCCUUUAAUAUUUUUUUGGUUGGGUCUCAAAAUUUGUUCUGAAAUCGUUACCUAAUAUUAAUAAUCUUGAAUUAUGUCUUUCUUGCUUUAGAAAACAAGAAUUUCCUAACAUCAAGUAUUGAAUUUUUGGCUACUAAAUUAAGAAAUACUUCUUUGUAUUAAAUUUUUGAAAUUUUUGACCUACUAAUGAAUAAUGUUUUGGAAAAAGUAUUUUAUUAAGAGGCUUCGCAUACUUUUGACUCGCUAUGACUUUUUCCUAUUUUAUGCAUAGUAAUAAAAUAUACAUGACUACUUACAUAAAUAAUACUUGUUAAGAUUGUAAAUGAUUUGUGCUGUGCGGUGCAUGAUAACUAAUUAUUAUUUAUUUCAAUUGUACUCUAGACUCAUGUAUGGUGUAUUUAUGAAUUAUUUUAUUUUAUUGUCUAAUCUUAUGAAUAAUAAUUUUAUCAAUGUUUGUGAUGAAUCUGUGUUAUCCUGGUAAUUGUGUUGUAUUGUAAUUAAAAUGAUAUUUUUAUGAAAAUAA